AUGUCCGAGUCAACACCGCGGAAGCGCUCUCGCCUCGCGUGCACAUUAUGCCAGUCGCGAAAGCGAAAAUGCUCCGGUGGACAACCCUGUAGCACUUGCGCCCAAACUGGCGCUGAGUGCCAAUACAGCGCGCACAAGAAACGCGCCAGGUCACAUAGCUUAUACCGGACAAGUCUAUCUCUCGAUGAACGGCUUCCAGAUGGCUAUUCUAAUCCAAUUCCAAACCCCGCCCCUGCUGGGAGUACCACCCAAGCCUCCCCCUGCCAACCAGGUGGCUCGGCAGAGUUAACCUCGAUACAAGCGAAUUCGGGGGCAGCUUUCGUUCGCAAGUUGGGGUUGCGAAUUGACCCGGCCCAUGCACCGAGACUGCACCUGUUCGCGUGGAAUGUUGGCGAGAGACGCCUAUCACCAUCAUUGCCUUCGUCGCUGUCUUCGAUACCCGCGGUCUCAUCGCCGGCGAGCAUUACGAGAAUCAUAUCGCAAGAGGAGAUGCGGCGAUUGACAACAAUAUACUUUGAGAAGGUCGAUCCAUGCUAUGCAUUUUUAGACCGGAAGGUCGUCCUUUUACGAGUCGCCAAACGCUGGGAGCUCUCACAAUCGCCCACUGACUCGCCAGAAAACUCCUAUGAUGCUGUUCUAUGCGGCAUCGCGGCCUUUGGGUAUCUGUUCUCGCGGCGCGAGAUCAUAAACUCCGAACUCCAACUGAUCGAGACUGCACGGAAUAUUCUAGACAAGAGCAUCCUCACCGCUGAAAUGCCAUCAAUUGACACAGUGACGGGCUGGGUGUUGCGCGCUGCAUAUCUACGCAUGACAGCUUCACCGCAUGCAGCAUGGAUGGCCAGCUGCACACUGAUGCACCUGAUUGAAGCGGCAGGAUUGCAUCUCGAGACCCUAGACCCAGAGACAGCGGGUCUCCUGCCCGCGUCGCCGGCCGAUACGCAAGAUAGUAACGAUACGCAUACCGGCGAGAGUACUAAUAACCCCGAAACUCGACGGAGACUUUUCGGCAUGGCACGCCAUCUCAAUACAUGGAUCUCCUUCGAUCUGGGUCGCUCUCGGGUCAUUCUACAUGGUGCCACAACACUCUCGCCCACAGCACCCACCUCUCGCAAACCAUCCAACCCACCAGCCCGAGCACCUCGUGCAGACCUUUUCCACCUCCUCCCACUUUCCGAGAGCCUAGACCCAACAGGCCCAUCCCCCCAAGACCUCCCAGAACUUGAGCUGGCCCUCACCUCUGUCCUCGACCUCAUCUACUCCGAGCCAUCCCUCAUUCUUGUCCAAUGUAACUUGAUGCUCUGUAUAUACCGAAGACUCCGCGCCCUCAACCCCCACGGUCCUCUCUCCUCUCACCUUCUCGAUCGUGUUCUCGCACUUGCAGGCCGUGGCCUCCGAGCCGCACGGGGAAUGGUGGCUUCCACCUGUCCUUGGCACCAAGUUGCCAACGUCCCCUUCCAAGUAGUCUGUUCCCUCCUAGCCAUUGACAACCGAGCAGCAUUAGCACUGCUCACCGAUGCCAUGCGGACACUCCGCGAAGUUCUUGCCGCCUACGACACAGCCUCCAUGCGCGAGGCGUACUCAACCGCUUACUUGCUGAUCGCCUUACACCAACGGAGAAAGGAAGAUGAUACCCGUGCUCUUGCAGAGGUUUUGCAUGCCAAUUCCGCCGCCGCUGCGCCGGUGGCAGAUCUGGACAAGUCGACCCUGGACCCACAGCCUCCUGUGGAGGAAUCGGGCCGUGAUAGGGCACACAUCCAGAUACCGAAUGAGGCAGCGCCGAUGUCUGAUACUGAGUUCUCGUGGUUGGGUGAUCUCAUGAUUGAUAUGCCCAGUUUGCAAAACUUUGAUUUGGAUCAAUUUUUACUGACUGAUGUUCCGUGGCCACUGCCUGAAAUGGGGAUAUAA
Penicillium salamii is the source of this 1905-nucleotide messenger RNA. The record is from the annotation of a GenBank genome assembly. NCBI's taxonomy places the organism in Eukaryota, Fungi, Ascomycota, Eurotiomycetes, Eurotiales, Aspergillaceae.